CCGGUGCCGGUUGCAGGCGUGCAGAUAGCGGGGUGGGGAAAGGAGGAGGACCGACGCGUUUAUUAUUAAAACUGUGUCUGUGUCAUGUUUUAAAAAGAGUCUGAGCGACCGUGAAGAUGUUGACAGACAUGAUUGUGGAGGAAGAAUUUGAGAUCAAGGAGGAGGAACCGUGGUACGACAAGCAAGACCUUGAACAUGACCUGCAGCUGGCAGCCGAGCUCGGGAAGAGUCUCCUGGAGAGAAACAGGGAGCUGGAGCAAGGCCUGCAGCAGAUGUACUCCACCAACCAGGAACAACUGCAGGAAAUCGAGUACCUGACGAAGCAGGUGGAUCUCCUCAGGCAGGUCAACGACCAGCAUGCCAAAGUGUACGAGCAGCUGGACGUGUCGGCCCGAGAGCUGGAGCAGAGCAACCACAAACUGGUGCUGGACAACAGGACGGCCCAGCAGAAGAUCCAGGGGCUGACAGAAACGGUGGAGCAGCUGCAGACGCAGGUGGAGGAGCUGCAACAUCAGGUGGAGGAGCUGAAGCUGAGUCCUUGCCAGCCUCCACACAGAGAGAAGUGGCCUCCUCGCGGCACUCAGAGCGUGUCCUGUCUGAAAGAGCUGCAAAACGCACUCAGGUAUGACUAUGACCCCCAUGAACCCUCAGACGGCCUUCAGUCCUCCGACAUGUCGUGGCACGAGGAGGAGCAGGCGUCGCUACGACAAUCCCUCCGCGCCCUUCAGACUCAGUUUGCCAGCGAGCGCGCCCGGCGGGAGGAGUCGGAGCGAGAGGCCGAGCUGCUCGCCAGAGAAAAUUCAACGCUGGAGCAGCAGCUGGCUGGGAUGGAGGGGUGUCAGGCCAGAGUAUCAGAGCUGGAGCGUGAGGCGGAGGAGCUCCGUCAGCUCUGGAAAUCAGAGUCCUCCACACGAUCCACCAGGCCAGACGUCAUCCACAGCCUGCUGCCCAACUCUAUGUUCCUCAACCCGGAGGAGGAGAGUGACGCAGUGAAAAGCCCCUGGGUCCUGAAGCGCUGGGACAGUGAGCGGCUGUUGAAGGUGGCGCAGACGCACGACUCCCCUGACAAGAUCUACGACCACGAGUGCUCCUGCGUGCGCCGGGCCGAGGUGGUGAAGUUCCGCGGGAUCUCGCUGCUGAACGAGGUCGACGCCCAGUACAGUGCCUUGCAGGUGAAGUACGACGAGCUGCUGCGGCGCUGCCACCUGGGGCCGCCGGAGGAAGAGCAGGAUGAGCAGAGCCACAAGUCAGUCCAGACUGCAUCCCUCGCCACCGCUUGUCCUGCUCUGACAGACAUCGAGGACUUUGAGGAUGACUUCCACCAGCCGGAGUACAAGGAACUUUUUAGGGAAAUUUUCACCCGCAUUCAGAAAACCAAAGAGGACCUGAUUAAAAACAGAGGGAGAGCCUCAGCUGGAGCAGAGCUGCCGAUUUUGCAUUAGUUGCUUCAAAAAAAAAAAGAAAAAGACCUGCUGCAAGAUUAAUUAUUGUCUUCCAGUUUCAAAGCGACUCUUUGGAAAGACUUUUUACAGCAGCACUUGAAGCUAAUUAACUCUACUGUAUGUUAUUUGCCCAGAAAUGGAAGAUCGCCACGCAAAGAAGGGUUCAGAGAUACGAGUGAUGCAGGAACAGGAAAGGCCAAACACCACCAGCUCAUGUCUCAGAUGUGGCUCACUUUGCACAGAAACACCAGUGCCUAACGCCGCCGGCUCCACUGUACAAUCACUCUACCUCACUUUGCACAACCCUGCUCACAAACAGGCUCCUGGGGAAAUCAUUUCUGGGUCUUUUUUUUUUUUUUUUAAAUAAGCUGUAACAGUAACACUUUAUUUUACGGGUCCCAAUAAUUAUAUUCUUAGAAUCUCCUAGAAAGAAAUUGACAAGUUAAUGUAAAUUCAUAGAAAGUUUGGCUGAACAAAAACAACCAAUCAGAGCCCAGAAAGAUACUUGAUUGUUGAGUUUCAUUCCCAGGUCGUCGAAUACCGAUGCUGGGAGUGAGCCUCAACAAUCAACUACUGUCAGGAUAUAGUGAACGUUUCAGGAAAUAGGACAAAAAGUGAAUUUUUAUAAAAGUUACCUACUGCAGCUUUUAAAACUCCAGUGUGUAACAUAAAGGAGGAUCUAUUGGCAGAAAUUAAGUCUCAUAUUUAUUGGUAUGUUUUCGUCCUCCAUGGGGUCCGCCAUGGGUGAACCGCUGUGUUUCUACAGUAGCCCAGAAGGGACAAACCAAACACUUGCUCUAGAUAGGCCCUUUACACAGCCACCGUAAUUUCUCCUACACACUUCACUUCUCAUUCAAAUACAGAUGCGAGCAGUGUUCAGUGUUAUGCUUGUAAACUCAACUAAACUCUCUAUUUUCCCCGUAAUUAGCCCCAAAUUAAACAGCUCCUUCCUGGAAACUUUGAACAUUAUUAGGAGGAUUUUGGAUCCAUAAAAUAAAAUGUUACUGCUGUUAUCUGCUGUUUCUUUUGUUUACUGCGCUCCUGUGAUCUAAUGUGAACUUUUUAAUUUAUUAUUUUCUUUAUUUACAACUCUAGAAAAGAAAAAAAAGUAGCUUUCUUGGUGAUUGUUCUGCCUGCGCCUAUAAGAGCGAACAAUAACCAGCGUUGUACCUGGUGCUACGUUGGUGAAGGAAUUAUACAGCCGGUGAUUCAAGGUGCUAAAACAUAUUAGGAUUUUUUUGUAAUUGUAACCUUCAUUUCUUCAAAUAUACUUGAUUUAAUGUACGAUAGGUUAGAUGACUGUGAGUGAAUGUCAUAUUAAAGGGAAGUUCGCCGUUGCCCAAAAGACGAACUCUAUGUACUCGAUAAUGUAACGGCCUCCUGAUAUAUUCGCCCCGUGAAGCCAUGUAUGAUUAGAAGCUUUUUUCAGCAGCAGUUCUGUUGCUUUUUUGCUGCCUGACGUCCACUUGUCCUUGUCGAGCUUAAAACUGUGCACAUAGUUUGUAGAUGUCUAUAAAAAUUACGUUGAAAUGCACUUUAGAAUUGCACAAGUGUUAUCAAUACCCAUCUGACACUUUACAUUACUGUCUUCUGUAGUUAAUCAACGUGCGUGAUGUGCUACCGGAGCUGAAUAAUCUGCAGUAUGUAUGUACGAUCUGUGUUUUUACCUGUUUCAUGAUUGGACCUCAUGGUUUAUGUCAUUGCUCUGAGCCAUAAAACAUGAAGCAAGCUGAGUCGGCAGGUUUGUGUCUUUUUAACUGAGUCAGCCUGUUGUAAAAAAAAAUAAAAUAUGA
Molecule: messenger RNA, 3235 nt
Organism: Morone saxatilis (striped sea-bass)
Lineage: Eukaryota; Metazoa; Chordata; Actinopteri; Moronidae
Product: cerebellar degeneration-related protein 2-like
Exons: 6
Coding region: 117-1442 (441 amino acids)
Source: RefSeq, a predicted model, not a curated record